GUCUACUUCCUAUUUCCUGGGACGUCAGAGGGAGCAUAUUAUCAGCAAGAUGGCGGCUGUAGACGUGGAAGAUGAGAGCAUUCUUGCUUCUAUUUUCAAAGACAGCUUUCCAGACAACUGGAGAGACAAUCCGGACUUUGCAGCCUAUUUGGCAGAGCUUAGCUCAUUUGGGGUGGAGAAGCUGAAUCGGGAGCCUGAGAAAUUAGCGGAGGAGCGGGGUCAGAUUCAACAGCAGACUCGGGAGCUGGCCUUCUCAAACUACAAAACAUUCAUACGCACAGCUGACUGCACGAAGGAGAUCUAUCGGGAUUUCGGUCGCGUGGAGAGCAGUGUAUCCAAACUGCUUGACAAGUUGCCUAGCUUCGGGGAAAGAUGCAGGGGUUUUGUGAAGGGGGCGGAGGACAUUGGGGUCAGUCGGCGUAUGAACAGCUUGACCCUGAACCGCCACACCGAGAUUCUGGAGAUCCUUGAAAUACCACAGCUCAUGGACACCUGCGUCCGAAACGGCUACUACGAGGAGGCGCUAGAGUUAGCAGCCUACGUCAAGCGACUGGAGAAAAAGCAUUCCUCCAUACCGGUCAUUCAGGGUAUCAUCCACGAAGUCCGCCAGUCCGCGCAGCUCAUGCUGAACCAGCUGCUGCAGCAGCUGCGCAGCAACGCCCAGCUGCCCGUGUGCCUCCGCGUGAUCGGCUACCUGCGGCGGAUGGACGUGUUCACGGAGGCGGAGCUGCGCGUGAAGUUCCUGCAGGCCCGGGGCGGCUGGCUCCGCUCCAUCCUGGCGGCCGUGCCGGAGGACGACCCCUACCUGCACAUCACCAAGACCAUCGAGGCCUGCCGCGUGCACCUGUUCGACAUCAUCACGCAGUACCGCGCCAUCUUCUCCGACGAGGACCCGCUGCUGCCGGCCGGGGCGCGGGCCGUGAACGAGAGCGCCAUCUUCCACGGCUGGGUGCUGCAGAAGGUGGCGGAGUUCCUGGAGACGCUGGACCGGGACCUGCAGCGCGGCGUGGGCGGCCGGCUGGACUCGCUGCUCGGGCAGUGCAUGUACUUCGGCCUGUCCUUCAGCCGGGUGGGCGCGGACUUCCGCGGGCAGCUGGCCCCCAUGUUCCAGCGGGUCGCCAUGGCGACGUUCCGCUCCGCCGUGCAGGAGGCCGUGGACAAGUUCCAGGACGACAUGAACAUGUUCACGCUCAUCUCCCUGCCCACCAUGCUGGGCGGGGCCCUGCCUCCCGUGGCCCCCGGCACCCAGCCCGGCUCUCUGCAGCCUCCCAUGUCUCUCCUGGACUUCCCGCCUCUCGCCUGCUUCCUCAACAACGUCCUGACCGCCUUCAACGACCUGCGGCUGUGCUGCCCGAUCGCCCUGGCCCCGGACGUGGCCAAAUGCCUGGAGGACGCCCUCAUGAAGGUGACCAAGCUGAUCCUGGCCUUCCACCGGGCUGAGGAGACUGCCUUCAGCAGCCGGGAGCAGGAGCUGUUUGUGCAGUUCAGCUGCGCCUUCGCGGAGGACAUGGUGCCGUUCCUUAACCGCUGCCUGCAGGUCCUGUUUCCUCCUACCCAGCUCGCAGUCGUACUGGGUAUUCCUCCUACACAGGUGCAGAAGUAUGAUGGCCUGGGCUGCAUCGAUGUGAACGCAGUGCUGGAGCCUCUGGAGUUUGUCGUGCCCAAGAGGGAGAUGCCGCCGUCGGAGGCCGAGCUCAGCGCCCAGCUCAUCAGCAUGAUGGAAGAGGCCCCCCUGGAGGAACCCAAGGCUACGGAACCCAAGGCUGAGGCCCUUCUGGUGGAACCCAGGGCUGAGGCGGAACCCAAGGCCGAGGAUUCCCUGGCCGAACCCAUGGCUGAGACUCCCCCAGUGGAAUCCAGGGCCGAAGCCCUCCCUGUGGAACCCCUGGCCAAACCCAGGGCUGAGGCCUCACCGAUGGAAGAGGACCCCCUGGGGGAACCCGAGUCAGAGUCUCCUCCACCGUCAGAACCCCACACGGACACUGCGGCAGAGCUGGAAGUAGUGCUCUCGCCCCUGCCCGAGGACGCAGGGGGUGAAGGUUCAGGUACAGAAGAUCUGGAGGAAUCGCCACACACUGGGGACGGUGGUUUAUAGGGGUUCCCAUUUCUUAAAAUACUAUUUAAAUCUGGAUUCUUGCAACUUUCCCAUUUCCUGCCAAAAGCAACGUUUUGGCCUUGAAAAUUCCGUCUGGUAAAAAGUGCACUUAAGGGAUAAUCAAUGUUGAGAGAAUCCUUUGUACCUGUGAAACCAGAAGCACUCUACAAUUUCUCUGUAAGCUAUAUAUGUUUAAUCGGUCUCCCUUUCCACAAUGAUAUUCCCUGUUAUCAAAAUGGUAAUUUGCACACAAUCCCUGCCCAUUCUUGUUGGGGUCAUUGGAUAUGUAACUGUAAAUAUGGAUGUCUCCAGACUAAUUUAACCAAUAAAGGGUGUUUAUUGCA
Conger conger (European conger) is the source of this 2439-nucleotide messenger RNA. RefSeq names its product component of oligomeric golgi complex 8 (gene cog8). The coding region runs from base 50 to 2095 and encodes 681 amino acids. Gene Ontology annotation, biological process: intra-Golgi vesicle-mediated transport. NCBI's taxonomy places the organism in Eukaryota, Metazoa, Chordata, Actinopteri, Anguilliformes, Congridae. Gene Ontology annotation, cellular component: COG complex. The record is from RefSeq and is a predicted model, not a curated record. The transcript is spliced from 6 exons.